Messenger RNA from Erythranthe guttata (spotted monkey flower), 1863 nucleotides. The record is from RefSeq and is a predicted model, not a curated record. Lineage: Eukaryota; Viridiplantae; Streptophyta; Magnoliopsida; Lamiales; Phrymaceae.
AUGAAUUAUGGAUCGAGUUCCAAUGAAUUUGAUUGUGUUGCGUAUAAUGAGCAAAUACUUGAAGAAGACAACGAAGCAGAUACACUUGGUUGUCUACAAUAUGAAGCAACCGCUAAUCAAGAUGUUGUACACGGUGGCUCUGUUCUUGGACGCAAAUACAAACCUCGCGACCGAAAAGUUAGCAACACAGCUACACUCAUACCCCAAAAACUCACUGGACCAAAUUAUUCCAUGUGGACUUCUCAAAUGAACAAUCUCUUUCUUGGUUAUGACCUCAUGGGCUAUAUAGAUGGCACUAUCCUGUGUCCGCAAGCAACCACAUCAGAAUAUAAAGUUUGGGUUCGCCAAGAUCGUUUACUCCUCCUCGCUAUUCAAACUACCGUUCAAGGAUCAACGGGACCUCUCAUCACUAGAUGUGCAACAACGUAUGCGAAUAAGUCGAACACUCGCACUGUAAGUCUUAUUGACGCUUUCACUAAAAUUCAUCAAGAAGGCAAAACUAUAUCUGAGUACUUACAGCCCGUCAAAACUAUCAUUGACGAUCUUACUGCAAUUGGUCACAACAUGAGUGAUGGAGAAAUCGUCGUUCACACUCUCAACGGGCUUCCCAACUCCUACAAGGAAAUCAAGGCUGCAUUAAGGGCUCAAGAAACACUUAUUUCUUUUGACGAAUUGAUGAAAAAAUUGCUCGACUAUGAGACAAGUUUCAAGCACUCAAUCGUUGCUCCAGAGGAUACUUCCAUCACUGCCCACUUCUUUCAAAAGCAGCCUUACAAAAGGGCAAAUUUCAUUCUUCUCAAUCUCGACAACCAUCAUAUGAAGGUUAUGUUGCCAAGUUUUGUCGGUCCAGACCUCCACCGUUCAACUGGCCACAAGCAAACCUCGCAGCCUGCUCCUCCACGAGCAAUAAUUCGGGAUCUAAUUACGAGGGCAUCAUUGGUGCGAGGCCAGAGUAAGGACAAUGUCUACGAGUGGCCGACCUCUAUCACAGAUUCAUCUCAAACCAUCUCUUCCUUAGCAUACACGGCAAUAAAGUCAAACUUCCUUUCACCGUCUACCCACCUCUGGCAUAGUCGUCUUGGCUACCCUUAUUUCAUGGUUGAUCGAGAACCCUCCUCCACCUACAAACAAGCCCUGCAAAAUCCCAUGUGGCGUCAAGCCAUGUGUGAUGAAUAUAAUGUCUUACUCUCAAAUAAAACCUGCUCUCUUGUCCCUAGAACUGUCACACAAAACAUUAUCGGUUGUAAGUGGGUUUAUAAGAUCAAGAGAAAUCCGGAUGGUUCAAUAGCCCGCCUUGUAGCCAAGGGAUUCAAUCAGCGUCUCGGAAUUGAUUUCUCUGAGACUUACGGUCCAGUUGUUAAACAUGCUACUGUUCGACUAAUACUUACACUUGCUGUAACUAAUGGUUGGCCUUUACGCCAACUUGACGUUAACAAUGCCUUCUUGCAAGGAUCUUUAUCUGAUGAGGUUUUCAUGGAUCAACCACCCGACUUUAUUAAUACUGAUUUUCCGCACCAUUUUUGCAAGAUUACGAAAGCAAUAUAUGGUCUUCGACAAGCUCCAAGAGCUUGGUAUCAAGAAUUGCCUAAUUUCUUGCUUAGCACUGGAUUCAUCACCUCACCCUCGGACACAUCCUUAUUCAUGUAUUUGAGAUCUGGCUAUAAUGUCUAUCUUCUAAUUUAUGUGGAUGAUACCAUCAUCACUGGCUCCUGUGUAACUGAUGUUAUUGAGUUCAUUACAUUGUUAUCUCGGCAUUUUUCUCUCAAGGACCUUGGUCUUCUCUCCUACUUUCUUGGCAUAGAAGCAAUCCAAGUUGUGAUGGAUUAUUUUUGUCCCAACGAAAAUAUAUUUCCGACCUUCUAG